This is a messenger RNA of Lactuca virosa, 741 nucleotides long. The record is from the annotation of a GenBank genome assembly. Lineage: Eukaryota; Viridiplantae; Streptophyta; Magnoliopsida; Asterales; Asteraceae.
AUGCAGUUGGAUUUUGGUGAAACUGAAUAUAUUCUGAUUUGUGGUUUAAAAGUUGGUCCUUAUGUGGAUUUACUCCAUGACGAAAAAGACGGGGCAUUAAAACGGGCAAUUCCCACGGCAGUAUACAAGCUUGCUGAUAAUAUAGAUGAUUGGAACAGGUUUGCAUGGGGUACGUAUUUCUGGACCUAUACUUCGGGCUUGAUGCGUGGAAUGUUUGAGAAAAUAGAAAAAUUUAGACUAUUCAAGCAGGCCAAUCCCGAAUCCAAGAAAAGGCUCCCCCCGCGGCAACAAAGUCUGGUCCCAGAUAGUCCACCUGUUGUUGUCUCGCCUCCUCGAAGAAAGAAGUACAAGUCGGAAACAUCUUCGACUGAAUCUGCCACAAAUGCUUUUUCCUCGCAACAGCCUGUAGUAGAAAGAACUUAUAUGUCAAGCGACACAUCAACAAGGUCGGUAAAGAAGAAGAAGAAGAAGAAGAAGACGAGCAUAAAGGAAUUAGUGAAGCGUUUACUAGGCAUUGUGGUUGACUUAACUUCUAAAGUAGACCGUAUAUUACAGAAACAAGAUGAACCAGAUACAUGGUUUGGAGAAGAUGAGGAGAUGGUAAAUGAAGGGGAGGAAGAACCAUUUUACCAUGCGGAUGUCGUUCACAGUGAUGCAAUCCACACCAAAAUUGAAGAAAAUCACCAAAACAAGGAAAAAAAGCAGUGGAGAGUCCUGAAAAAGCAAACAAAGACAUUGUGA